Triticum urartu is the source of this 936-nucleotide messenger RNA. Its product is annotated as nucleobase-ascorbate transporter 6-like. Gene Ontology annotation, cellular component: membrane. Gene Ontology annotation, biological process: transmembrane transport. The record is from RefSeq and is a predicted model, not a curated record. Gene Ontology annotation, molecular function: transmembrane transporter activity. NCBI's taxonomy places the organism in Eukaryota, Viridiplantae, Streptophyta, Magnoliopsida, Poales, Poaceae.
AUGAUAGAGCGGUCAACCAUCAUAAUAUCUGUUGCCAUUGUGUGGCUUUAUGCGUCCUUGCUGACUGCUGGUGGAGCGUAUAGCAAUGCUGCUCCAAAAACCCAAUUCUACUGCCGCACCGAUCGAUCUGGGAUUGAAGGGGCUGCUCCGUGGAUAAGUGUGCCAUAUCCAUUCCAAUGGGGAGUGCCAACCUUUCAUGCUGGUGAAGCUUUUGCCAUGACAGCAGCUUCUUUUGUUGCUCUUGUGGAGUCUACUGGUGCAUUCAUUGCGGUCUCCCGAUGUGCCUCUGCAACACCAUGCCCUCCUUCUGUUAUGAGUUGUGGCGUUGGGUGGCAGGGGGUUGGUAUUUUGCUGGGCGGCUUAUUUGGGACAGCCAAUGGAUCCUCUGUAUCUAUGGAAAAUGCUGGAUAUCUAUAUUGUACACGAAUUGGUAGCCGCCGGGUGGUGCAGAUUUCUGCAGGAUUUAUGAUAAUCUUCUCCAUUCUUGGGAAAUUUGGAGCAUUUUUUGCAUCAAUUCCAGGUCCAAUAAUUGGAGCUAUACAUUGCUUUCUCUUAGGAUAUGCUGGUGCGGCAGGGAUUGUGUUCCUUCAGUUUUGCAACCUUAACAGCUUCCGAACUAAAUUCAUCGUGGGAUUCUCCAUGUUUAUGGGUUUGUCAGUUUCCAAAUAUUUCAAAGAUGACGCUUCUGUCGCAGGCUAUGCAUCAUUAAACACAUGGCAAAAUGAUGUGAUCAAGGUGAUAUUCUCGUCCAAAGCAUUUGUGGGAGGUGGUCUAGCUUAUUUCUUGGACAACACCUUGAAAAGAAACGACCCCGAAGUUAGGAAGGACCGAGGGCAGCAUUUCUGGGACAGAUUCAGGUCCGCGAAGACGGAUCCACUCAGCGAGGAGUUCUAUUCCUGCAUUCCCGGACUCAGAGAAAACUUCCCGCUCUAUUGA